Mandrillus leucophaeus (drill) is the source of this 2993-nucleotide messenger RNA. It is a transcript of the gene NETO2, whose product is annotated as neuropilin (NRP) and tolloid (TLL)-like 2. The coding region runs from base 371 to 1405 and encodes 344 amino acids. Gene Ontology annotation, molecular function: protein binding. Lineage: Eukaryota; Metazoa; Chordata; Mammalia; Primates; Cercopithecidae. The transcript is spliced from 7 exons. The record is from RefSeq and is a predicted model, not a curated record.
GUUAAUAACAGUACUGGUAGUGGAAGGGAUUGCUGUGGCCCAAAAAACCCAAGAUGGACAAAAUAUUGGAAUCAAGCACAUUCCUGCAACCCAGUGUGGCAUUUGGGUUCGAACCAGCAAUGGAGGUCAUUUCGCUUCACCAAAUUAUCCUGACUCAUAUCCACCAAACAAGGAGUGUAUCUACAUUUUGGAAGCUGCUCCACGUCAAAGAAUAGAGUUGACCUUUGAUGAACAUUAUUAUAUAGAACCAUCAUUUGAGUGUCGGUUUGAUCACUUGGAAGUUCGAGAUGGGCCAUUUGGUUUCUCUCCUCUUAUAGAUCGUUACUGUGGUGUGAAAAGCCCUCCAUUAAUUAGAUCAACAGGGAGAUUCAUGUGGAUUAAGUUUAGUUCUGAUGAAGAGCUUGAAGGACUGGGAUUUCGAGCAAAAUACUCAUUUAUUCCAGAUCCAGAUUUUACUUACCUAGGAGAUUGUCAGUUUGAGCUCUCGGGAGCUGAUGGAAUAGUGCGCUCUAGUCAGGUAGAACAAGAGGAGAAAACAAAACCAGGCCAAGCCGUUGAUUGCAUCUGGACCAUUAAAGCCACUCCAAAAGCUAAGAUUUAUUUGAGGUUCCUAGAUUAUCAAAUGGAGCACUCAAAUGAAUGCAAGAGAAACUUCGUUGCAGUCUAUGAUGGAAGCAGUUCUAUUGAAAACCUGAAGGCCAAGUUUUGCAGCACUGUGGCCAAUGAUGUAAUGCUUAAAACAGGAAUUGGAGUGAUUCGAAUGUGGGCAGAUGAAGGUAGUCGGCUUAGCAGGUUUCGAAUGCUCUUUACUUCCUUUGUGGAGCAAAAGAAAAAAGCAGGAGUAUUUGAACAAAUGACUAAGACUCAUGGGACAAUUAUUGGCGUUACUUCGGGGAUUGUCUUAGUCCUUCUCAUUAUUUCUAUUUUGGUACAAGUGAAACAGCCUCGAAAAAAGGUCAUGGCUUGCAAAACUGCUUUUAAUAAAACCGGGUUCCAAGAAGUCUUUGAUCCUCCUCAUUAUGAACUGUUUUCACUAAGGGACAAAGAGAUUUCUGCAGACCUGGCAGACUUGUCGGAAGAAUUGGACAACUACCAGAAGAUGCGGCGCUCCUCCACCGCCUCCCGCUGCAUCCAUGACCACCACUGUGGGUCGCAGGCCUCCAGCGUCAAACAAAGCAGGACCAACCUCAGUUCCAUGGAACUUCCUUUCCGAAAUGACUUUGCACAACCACAGCCAAUGAAAACAUUUAACAGCACCUUCAAGAAAAGUAGUUACACUUUCAAACAGGGACAUGAGUGCCCUGAGCAGGCCCUGGAAGACCGAGUAAUGGAGGAGAUUCCCUGUGAAAUUUAUGUCAGGGGGCGAGAAGAUUCUGCACAAGCAUCCAUAUCCAUUGACUUCUAAUCUUCUGCUAAAGGUGACGUGAAUUCUUAAGUAUGUAUGUACGCAGCCUCCAAGGCACCAUACUGUUUCCAGCAGCCAACCCUUUUCUCCCAUCACAACUACGAAGACCUUGAUUUACCGUUAACCUAUUGUAUGGUGAUGUUUUUAUUCUCUCAGGCAGUCUAUAUAUGUUAAACCAAUCAAGGAACUUACUCUAUUCAGUGGAAACAAUAAUCAUCUCUAUUGCUUGGUAUCAUUUAUAGGAAGCACUGCCAGUUAAAGAGCAUUGGAAGAGGUGGUUGGAUGGAGCCAGACUCAGGCUGCCUAUUCGUUUUAGCAACGGGAAGACUGCUCUUGACUGAUACAGCUCUGUCAAUAUUUUGAUGCCACAAUAAACUUUAAGAUUUUUCUUUACAUUUUAUUUUUCCUUUCUCUAAAUUUAAUUUGUUUUAUAAGCCUAUACUUUUACCAUUUCAGUUUCUUACAUAAAUACAAGUGGUUAAUGUACCACAUACUUCAAUAUAGGCAUUUGUUCUUGAAUGUGUCAAAAUACAGCUAGUUACUGUGCCAAUUAAGACCCAGUUGUAUUUCAUCCAUCUGUUUCUUCUUGGCUAAUCUCUGUACUUCUGCCUUUUAAUUACUGGGCCCUCAUUCCUCAUUUUCUGUGAGAAAUAAUAGAUGAUAUUUGUCACCUUUCAAUUACAUUUUUUCUCAGUUAUACUGGAAAAUUUCAUAAUCCUGGGAUAUAGGUACCAUUGCCCACUAUGACUAACAAUUUGAAAAAGAUAAAGAUUUCUAGCCAGCCUUUGAAGUUUCCCAAGUAUAGUCACAUUCAGUGACAGCCCAUUCAUUCCAGUAAACAAAGUCAUUUCAUUCACUUUGGGAGAGGCCUAUAAUUACGUUUAUUUGCAAUGUUUCUCUUCGCUAGAUUGUUACAUAGCUCCUGUUCUACUGAUUUUGCUUACCACAUAUGGUAACCAAGGUUAGAUGCGAGUUAAAAUUCCUUAGAAACUGGAUGAGCCUUGAGAUUGCUUCUUACCUGGGACAGGACAUUUUUCUAGCUCUUAUCAAGAAUAACAACUUCCACUUUUUUUUAAACUGCACUUUUGACUUUUUUUAUGGUAUAUAAACAAUAAUUUAUAAACAUAAUAUAAAUGCUCAUUGUGUUUUUUUAGACUUUUGAUAUUAUUUGAUACUGUACAAACUUUAUUAAAUCAAGAUGAAAGACCUACAGGACAGACUCCUUUCAGUGUUCACAUCAGCGGCUUUGUAUGCAAAUAUGCUGUGUUGGACCUGGACGCUGUAACUUAUCGUAAAGACCUUGGUAAUGUGGACAUAAGCUCUUUCUUUCCUUUUGUUACUGUAUUUAGUUUGUGAUAAAUUUUUCACUGUGUGAUAUUUAUUGCUCUAAAUCACUACACAAAUCCUAUAUUAAAAUAUACAUUAUACCUGACCCUUUAAUCAUGUUAUUUAUGCUACUGAGGUUGUGGAUCUUAAGGUAUGUACGGAAAGGAACUCAUUUAUCAAAUUGUAAGUAAUACAGACAUGCCAUUUAAAAGAGGUAAAUUCUUGUUUUCUAUAUUUUGGUAGUAAAUUCUCAAUGAAAUAA